UCAAAAAUCCCCCCUUGGUGUAAUGUCACAAUUUUCAGAGAUAGAAACCCUAGUACCUUCUAAGAAAGAAUUUAAUUCAAGUGAAAGUAUUGUAACAGCAGACCUUGAGGCCAUAAUCAAACAACCCGAGGGUAUAAAUGUAGUUUAUAUGGCAGCCUGGUACAAUGGUGAGACUUAUAGAAUCUUUGAUAUUAGUCAAUGGGGGUAUAAUACUACAACUAUGUUAGAACAAUUUUGGAUAGACCUACUAAAAAAUAAUAAAGGGAGAAUAUGUUAUUUUCAUAAUUUUGGCGGGUAUGAUGCCAUACUUUCUAUGCCUUCUCUUCUUAAUAUCCCUAACUUAGCAUUCUACCCUAUUAUGAAGGAUGGUGAGAUAAUUUCAAUUAAAGUUGCUCAAAAGGGAAAGGUAGUUCUUACAAUUAAAGAUUCAAUAAAAAUAUUACCAGGUGCUUUAAGUAAACUUGCCAAAGAUUGGGGUGUCGAGACACAAAAAGACCACUUCCCCCAUUACUUUUGGAAUGGGUCAAUAAAAGAUACACUUAACUAUGAAGGUUUCCUUCCUCCUUAUUCUAAAUUUGAACCCAAAAGAACUUCCCUAAUUGACUAUGAAGAAAUGGUAAAAGAAUUUAAGAAUAAAACCUGGUCCUUUCUUAGAGUUUCAGAAUUCUAUAUUCUAGGUGAUGUUAAGGCUACUUAUCAAGUUUUAGUAAAAUACUUUGAAACUUUAAUAACUAAGUUCCCCAUAGAUCCUUUAAAAAUAUACUCUGCACCCUCAGCAGCCUUUAGAAUUUGGAGAACACUCCAAUUACCCCUUCUUCAUCAAGAAGGUCUAAAAGUCUAUGACUUAAGUCAUAACAUAGAUUCACUAUUAAGGGAAAGUUAUUGUGGUGGAAUAGUAGAUGUUUAUCGACCACAUUUAAUAGGAAAAGGCUAUUACUAUGACGUGAAUAGCUUGUAUCCCACAGCUAUGUGCAAAUCUAUGCCAGUAGGUAUGCCCCAGUUAGUUGAAUUUCUAACAAAAGAAGAGUUUUUAAAGGGUGAGUUCUUUGGAUUCCUCGAAGCAACCGUAAGAGCACCUGCUAAUGAGUACAUUGGACUAUUACCUAUUAAAUUACAAGGUAGACUCAUUUGCCCUGGAGGUACUUUUAGUGGACUUUUCUUCUCUGAGGAACUCAAAUUUGCUUUAGAAAAUGGUUACCAAUUACUAGAAAUUAAACUAGCCUAUUCUUUUAAGAGAGGGGCCAAUACCUUCUUACAACUUAUAACCCAAUUAAACUCCAUGAAGAUAGAAGCUCAGAGAAAUAGCCAACCCACAAUAAGAAAUCUUGCCAAAUUACUUAUGAAUUCAAUGUACGGGCGUUUUGGAAUGCACCCUACUUUAACCGCUCACGGAAUCUAUACUUCUAAACAGAUGAACCAAAUAACACCUGCUUGGAUAGUACAAAAUGCAAUAAAUUUUGGUGAGUUAAGCCUGGUCACUCUUCUCCUAAAUAAGAAUUGGAUUCUAGAAAAUCAGGGUGUGGAAGGACUAAUUAAACACUUAACCAAUUUAGGUAAUAACACCAAUGUGGCAAUAGCUGCCGCUGUAACAGCCUAUAGUAGGAUGAUUAUCAAUCAAUAUAAACUAGAUGCUUUAAAACUUGGACUAAACCUUUUCUACAGUGAUACUGACUCACUAAUUUUAGAUGGACCAUUACCUGAAAAUUAUAUUCAUUCAGCCACCCUUGGAAAACUAAAACUAGAGCAUAUCUUUAAGGAAGGAAUUUUUGUUAUGCCAAAGGUUUACUACUUAGAGAAGGAAGAUGGAAGUAUCGUAAGUAAGGUUAAGGGCUUCCCAGGAAAACUAAGUAAGGCCCAAUAUCUAGAACUAUUGGAAGGGAGAUCAAUUGAUCUUGAAAUAACUAAGUGGAGCAAAUCCUUGAAAGAAUCUUUUGUAAAGAUUGAAACAAGAAGACCCUAUACUUUAAGCUUUACAUUUAAUAAGAGACAGCAAAUCAAAAAUUCACAAGGUAUUUGGACAAAUACAACCCCUAUUAAAAUUAAGACUUAAUUCUAACUAUUGGAGGCUCGGAUCCUCCCUGG
Molecule: messenger RNA, 2082 nt
Organism: Rhizophagus irregularis DAOM 181602=DAOM 197198
Lineage: Eukaryota; Fungi; Glomeromycota; Glomeromycetes; Glomerales; Glomeraceae
Source: RefSeq, a predicted model, not a curated record